UCCACCAAGUCUGGCAAGCAGGCCAAUGCUGCUGCCAAGUCGGCCCUCCGUGGCUCGUAUGCGAACAAGAAGCGAGCGGUCAGGACAAGCACCAGCUUCCAUCGCCCCAAGACCCUCGAGCUGUCCCGCGCGGGCAAGUACCCUCGCAAGUCGGUUCCUCAUGAGCCUCGCAUGGAUGCCUCCAAGGUUCUCAUCCACCCGCUCAACACCGAGUCCGCCAUGAAGAAGAUCGAGGAGAACAACACGCUCGUCUUCAUUGUCAAUGUCAAGGCCAACAAGCGCCAGAUCGCCGCUGCCCUCAAGAAGCAGUACGAUGUUAGCUGCGUCAAGAUUAACACCCUCAUCCGACCGGACGGCUCAAAGAAGGCUUUCGCUCGCCUGACUGCCGAUGUCGACGCUCUCGACAUUGCGGCUACCAAGCUCGCCAUUGUUUAA
Messenger RNA from Cucurbitaria berberidis CBS 394.84, 435 nucleotides. RefSeq names its product 60S ribosomal protein-like protein L23a. NCBI's taxonomy places the organism in Eukaryota, Fungi, Ascomycota, Dothideomycetes, Pleosporales, Cucurbitariaceae. The annotation marks the transcript as partial. The transcript has 4 exons. Gene Ontology annotation, biological process: translation; ribosomal large subunit assembly. The record is from RefSeq and is a predicted model, not a curated record. Gene Ontology annotation, cellular component: ribosome; cytosolic large ribosomal subunit. Gene Ontology annotation, molecular function: structural constituent of ribosome.